Molecule: messenger RNA, 5902 nt
Organism: Belonocnema kinseyi
Lineage: Eukaryota; Metazoa; Arthropoda; Insecta; Hymenoptera; Cynipidae
Product: proteasome adapter and scaffold protein ECM29
Exons: 29
Coding region: 98-5566 (1822 amino acids)
Biological process (GO): proteasome assembly
Cellular component (GO): nucleus; cytoplasm
Molecular function (GO): molecular adaptor activity
Source: RefSeq, a predicted model, not a curated record
GGUACCUGACUUCCCGGAACGAUGUAAAAUUUAUAGGUUAUGAUUCAAGGACUUUUUGGAAUCUUUAAAAAUUACAAAACUUUCUUCAUAUUGUACGAUGUCACCCGUUUCGCACACCAACACAUACAGUUCCAAAAUGGCAGCGGCUACGGACGAACUGAUUCUCUUGGAGAGGGUUUUUCUCCGCCUGGGAUCUGCGGAGACGGAUGAGCAGCUACAAGCAUCAGUUUGCAAAUUUCUGCCUCCUGUUUUACUGAAGCUUUCGAGCACUCAAGAAGGUGUUCGAAAGAAAGUGAUGGAACUGCUUAUCCACAUCAACAAAAGAGUGAGAAGUCGACCUCAGGUUCAACUCCCAGUGGAAGCUCUUUUACUCCAGUACCAGGAUCCUGUAGCUAGUUCCUUUGUAAUUAAUUUUACUAUUAUAUACAUAAAACUGGGAUAUCCUCGAAUGGACAUAAACAAACAAGCUGAAUUGGUUCCUUGUAUUUUAAACGCCAUCGAGGGAAAGCCCUUGUCUCAUCAAGAUAGCUUGCUACUUAUUAUAAUGCCAGCAUUGGCCCACAUAAAAGUUCCAAUGGAUCCAGAUAAACGACGAGCUUUUCUUGGUUUACAAGACAAACCAAACGUAGCCAAACAACUAAUUAAUUUUAUGCUCGAUAUGCUGUUAUUGCCCUAUGGGGCAGUGGGAAAUGUAGAAAAUCAACAAUCUGGUCAACCCAUCGACUGGUCUAAAUUUCAAGUUCCUCCUGGCUUAAGUACCUACGCCUUCAAAAGAGUAAUUGGAGAAACUCCACCAACUGCAGAGCAACUCGAACAAACUAAAUUAGGAAUUUUAAAAUUCAUUUGUGCCGGUGUUUUCUCUGACUCGGAUAUACUUAUUCACUUAAUUGUUGCUGCGGCAGAUACAAGAUUCAGCGUUGCGAAUUUGGCUGAUUUAGAGCUAAAGAAAAUUAUUGGUGCACUCGAUUGGUCAUCAAUGCAACUUGCUGCUCCACUCUAUUCUUUAUUUUUGGGAACUGAAGGCUUAGCUACUCAGGAAGUCAAAGAAGAGAUGAAGAGAUUGCCUGCCAGUACUCGAAUUCGUCUCAAACUAUUGUAUUAUCUUUGCCGCGUCACAAAAGCAGGGUUUAUCAUUCCUCCCUGCAUUCAGGUUGUAUUUGACUCUCUUUAUGGAAGUAACACCAAUCCGAAACUGAAAUCCUUGGCGUUACAAUUCACUUCCAACAUCGUUCAACAAUGUAAUUCUGCUUCUCUGGUGCGAGUAGCGGCUGUUAUUUUGAAUGGAAUAUUGAAAUUAAUUUCGGAAGAAGAAGCAGUUCAUAAACCAAUGGCUUACACGAUUGUUGGCCAACUAGGACAACGAAUUCCCGCUUUGAUAAACAAGGAUUUUAGUCUACUCGAAAAGUUCUUUAACACUCUUGCAGCUACGGAUGGUGACUUGAGACACACAGUCCGAAAUGCUUUGAUUAGUAUGUCGUCUGCAUUUAAACUAACCAAGGAAGAUGAAAUUGCCAUGAUGAAUGCUCUGCUAUCCUCUCAUAUAGAAUCGCCAGAAUCACAUGUUAGAUUUGUUGCGGUACAUUAUGCAUCAACUGUUUUCCCAGAAGACGACGCUGCUUCUCGUUAUUUGCUUCUCCUCGCUUGUGGCGAUACGACCCAGGAAGUGAGCUUGGAAGCCCUCAAAGCUUUAUAUGGGACCGCCUAUAAAAAUGAGAGAGAUAAGCAGAAUAAAGAAAUUCCUCUGCCAGAGUUUACGAAGCUAAUAUCGUAUGUGCAUUUGAAAUCUCAGGCGAAGAUAAACGGUCCUAAUUCGGGAAAGAAAGACUCUGCAAUUAAAAGUUUGCCUUAUAACAAUGCUGCUUUUACAGAGAUCGUUCUUUAUUUGCGACUUUGCCUCGCUAAGAGUGCAAAUAUUUCCGCUCAGGGUGAACAGAUUCAACAUCCAUGCGAGUACAGUCCUUUGGUUGGUCGUUACCUGGAAACUUUGCUGAAAGAGCAACCUGAAAUUUUGAAUAACUACCUCAGUUUUCUUAAUAUUCGAAUCGGCCAUGCUAAGGAUGCUGAUGAAGUUUCCUUGAGUGCACUGCUGGAAGUUUUGGGUACGAUGUCGCCAGAAAUAUCGAAACGUUACGAGAGGGAGUUGCCCUGGUUCAGAAAAUUGAUGACAUCCACCAAGGAGAAUAUUCGGGAACUAAGUGCCAAGAUUUAUGCCUUAAUUGUUACCCACUUGCCUUUCAAUGAAUUCGAAAGUCAGGCGGCAGAAAUUGUGACGUCUGUUAAAAAUAAAAUUGUGGAUAUUCAGCAUGGUGCUUUGCUGGCAUUGUCUUACAUGAUGGAGCAAAAAUUGGUAUCUUUGAAGCACGAAAAUCCAGCGGAGAUACUUAAAUUGAAGGUUUACUCUACUGCAGUGGAGAUUACGUGUGCAUGUUUGAAUGAAAAUAAUCCUCUACUCUUAACUGCUGCCACACAGGGAAUUGGAAUCAUGGGAAAAACCUUUUCUCUCCCAUUACCAGACAAUAGUGAUACAGGUUUUAGCAAAAUGGGAAUCGUAGACAAAUUAUUUUCUACCCUCACGAGUCCUAAAAUGAAUACUAAGAUGAAGGAAACAGCUGCCCUCUCAUUAGGAUUUUUAUGCGUUGGGGAAGAGUUCCCUCACACCAAAUCUAUAGCUGAGAAGUUAAUUUCGAUGGCAAAAGAUACUAAAGAUGUGGAAAUUCAUCUGACAUUGGGAGAAUCUUUGGUGUGCUGCGUUCAAGGUAAAUCAUCUUUGGAAGGAAGAAAUGCUUGGAAAGUUCUUCCCAGCGAACACCAGGUUCCAUAUAGCAAAGAAAGUGACGAGCUCUUAGUUUUGGUUCUUAACAAAUUGUUUCAAAAUGUUAGAGAACCUCAUCCUAACUUAAGACAGGCUGUGUGCAUUAGUUUACUUUCGUUAUUGAAACACAAUCCGGACCGUCCCUACAUAAAAGAGAAUCUCGCAAUAAUUCAGAACUCAUUUAUGGAUCUUCUUUCUGAAAGCAAUGAAUUUGUACAGGACGCGGCAUCAAAGGGACUGUACCUCGUUUAUAAUUCGAGUGGAGAAAAUAAUCGUGAAUCGUUAGUGUCGAAUUUAUUAGAUCAGUUUGUCCAUGGUCGAAGAGAUGGAAUAAAAGUCACGUCCGAUACAGUUUUGUUCGAAGAUAACGAAAUGGGAAAGAGUCCUUUAGGGGGAAAUUUGUCGACUUAUCGUGAGAUUUGUUCUCUCGCCUCAGACCUGAACAAUCCAAAGUUGAUGUAUCAAUUUUUGCAUUUGGCUAAUCACAACGCUGUCUGGACAUCGAAGAAAGGAGCUGCCUAUGGAUUUUCGGCAUUCGCGACUCUUGACAGUGCAGAGUUAAAAAAAUAUCUACCGAUUAUUGUACCCAAGUUGUACAGGUAUCAGUUCGAUCCGACUCCCAAAACUCAACAGAGCAUGGCCAGCAUUUGGCGCGCGAUCGUGCCUUCGACAAACAAAGCCAUUGAGGAAUACCACAAAGAAAUUCUGGAAGACCUUAGCAUCAAUUUGACAGAUAGCCAAUGGCGAGUGCGCAAAAGUUGUUGUCAUGCUUUGGCAGAAUUACUUCGAUCGAGUGCCCCAAUAAAUUUGACUGAUAAAGCUCCUGAAUUGUGGAAACAACUUUUCCGUGUAAUGGACGAUAUUCACGAGGCCACGAGAUUAGCUGCUGCUAAUACAGCGAAGAUUUUCAGCCACUAUUGUAUACGUCGAUGUGAUGCUUCUCACGGAAAAGCAGGAGAAGAAGUCCUGCAGGCAGUGCUGCCAGUUUUGAUAGAUGUUGGAAUAAUUCACAAUGUGAGUUCAGUACGAACAAUUUCAUUGCAAACUGUGUCCCAACUAGUGACAGCUGCUGGUAGUUUGCUAAAACCUUCUCUAGUCAAUUUAAUACCUGCAUUAUUAAACGCCACUGGAGAACUGGACAGUCCUGGUCUCACCUAUUUCCGAAAUGCAUAUUGCACUUCGCAAGAGACCCAGGAAGCUUUCGAUAGCAAAAGAGCUAGUGAAGCUAAAAGCCAUUAUUCUACAGAAACUAUUACGAAAUGCAUCCCAUAUAUUGAUGCUGCCAUUUUAAAGGAAUUGAUGCCUAAAGUGAUAGACAUAAUGAGAUCUAGUAUAGGACUCGGAAUUAAGGUCGCUUGUUCACACUUUAUUAUUCUCACGACUGCGCAUUUGAAAACAGAGUUACAACAAUAUGCUGGCAAAAUUUUGACAACUCUAUUGAAUGGUCUCACUGAUCGGAACGCAGCAGUGAGAAAAAAUAAUGCGAAUACUAUUGGCCACGUUGUUGGCUGUGCAAAAGAUUCUAGCGUAGAAAAAUUGUUGAACACCUUAAACAAAUGGUACAUGGAAAGAGAAGACGACUCCAUCAGACUCGCGAUUGGGCAAACUUUGCAAUCGGUAAACAACAAUAAUCAGGAGGUUGUUAAAAAGUAUACAAAAAUCAUACUGCCUUUGACUUUUUUUGCUAUGCAUGCUGAAAAAGUGCCAGGAAACGAGCCCACGAUCGAAGUCUGGACAGAUCUCUGGGGUGAAAUUUCACCUGGAACGGAAACUGGAAUUCGUCAGAAUUUAACACCCAUUUUGGGUAUUUUAAAAUCAGCUUUGGAAUCUGCUUCCUGGACGACAAAAGCUCAAGCUGCGAAUGCCGUUUCCACCGUCGCUACAAAAUUAGGUCCUAGCAUCGAGAAUAGUGCAAGAGAAACUUUAUUGAAUAUUUUAACUAAUGGCUUGACGGGAAGAACUUGGAAUGGAAAGGAGCGCCUUUUAAACGCUCUUGCUUCUCUAGCCUGCAACAGCAAAGAAGCGUUGCGCAAAGACACAAAAUUAGCAGAAGAAGUCGUAGGAAUUUUGUACAAAGAGAGUAAAAAAGAAGCUUUAGAAUACCGUCGACAUGCACUGAAAGCAUUUUCGGACGUGCUGCACGAGUUGGGUAUCAACAGAUUUACUCAGAUUUACAACAUAGCCCAGGAAGUUCUGCCGAAGUUGUCGAGUAAAAACGCCGAUGACGAUGAUGAUGUUUCAAUGUCGGAGAACUCGAAGAAAGUAGAAGAAAAAAUGAAGCUGCAAGAAACUAUUUAUGAGUCGUUGGGUAAAGCCUGGCCUUCUUGUAAGGAAACUCAAGAUAAAUACUGUUUACAGUUCGUAACACACUGCAACGAAACACUUCCUAACAGUACGCGAGUUGUUCAAGUGGCUAUUUUGACAACUUUGAACCUCUUUGUAGACAAACUUAUACUAUUUAAAAUUUCCGCCUCAGAAAAUAAUCCACAAGAUCAAGAAACAUUAAGUACAGUCUGUGAAACUCUGGAAAAAAUACUCAGGCAAUCGAUAAGUAUUUCGAAGUACACGAGGAUAAGGAAGGAGGCCCUCAACAUUAUUUUGUCGCUUGCGAAGAAACUGACUGAUACAAAAAACACGAAACAACUUGAAGACAUAAUUUCCCUCUUCAAAGAAUUUCUGCCAGAGUUGACUAAAGAUAAUCAACCGGAAAUUCGUACGAGGGUUGUUGAUAUUAAAGACAUGUUAAAAAUUUAAUCGAGAGGGAAAAGAGGUUUUUUCAGUUUUUAAUUUCCAUUUCUAAUGUCAUAUGAUACGAAAUCCUAUCGGGAUAUUUACAAGGUUUCUAUCUCAUAAAAUAAUCGAUUCAGAAUCAUGUAGUCAUCCUGAUAUCAUAAUGUGGUGUAUAGUACAAUUUACUUUUUUUUUAAAUACUACAACAAUAAUCUGCACUAUUUUUAAUUAACAUCAUUUCGCAAGUUUUAGGAAAGCAAGCAUUUUCAAUUCUUUACCUAAAAUUAAUCUUUGUUAUCUGUUUAGGCAUAAUUUAUGGUCUUAUUUAUGUAAUCUUAAUAACAUAAAGCGGCAUUAAAG